Messenger RNA from Penicillium cinerascens, 1831 nucleotides. Its product is annotated as putative 3-methylcrotonyl-CoA carboxylase, beta subunit (MccB). The coding region runs from base 1 to 1728 and encodes 575 amino acids. Gene Ontology annotation, biological process: L-leucine catabolic process. The record is from RefSeq and is a predicted model, not a curated record. The transcript has 2 exons. Lineage: Eukaryota; Fungi; Ascomycota; Eurotiomycetes; Eurotiales; Aspergillaceae. Gene Ontology annotation, cellular component: methylcrotonoyl-CoA carboxylase complex; mitochondrion. Gene Ontology annotation, molecular function: methylcrotonoyl-CoA carboxylase activity.
AUGCGCGCCCCCUCCCCGCUCGUCCUCCGCAGCCUGGGCUCGCGAGUCGGCCAGCACACCUAUCGCCCACGAAACUUCUCCAACAAACACAUUACCCAGAUAGCUUCAAGAUCUGUCGCUAACUACGCGCACCCUCAUCAUGCCUCUGCACUUUCUGUCUUACCCACAGCGGUGGAUACUUCCUCACCCGAGUACCGAGAAAACAGCCAGCAGAUGCAAGAACUUCUGGACCGAAUGAACAGCCUCCAUGCCAAAAUCUCGAAAGGCGGUUCAGAAAAGGCCCGGGAAAAGCAUGUCUCACGGGGCAAGAUGCUUCCCCGAGACCGAGUCUCAGCACUGAUCGACCCCGGCACCUCGUUUCUAGAGCUGUCCCCGCUCGCGGGCCACGAGGUCUAUGAGGGCGAGGAUGUGCCUGCUGGUGGUAUUAUCACGGGCGUUGGCACAGUGGAAGGCGUCAAUUGCAUGAUCGUAGCAAACGACAGCACCGUCAAGGGCGGCACAUACUACCCAAUUACGGUGAAGAAGCAUCUCCGCGCACAAGCGAUCGCCCAGGAGAACCGGCUACCAUGUAUCUACCUGGUCGACUCGGGAGGUGCCAAUCUCCCCCAUCAGGCAGAUGUAUUCCCAGACCGUGACCACUUCGGACGCAUCUUCUUCAACCAGGCCCGCAUGAGCUCCCUCGGUAUCCCACAGCUUUCGGUCGUGAUGGGUCCCUGCACUGCCGGUGGUGCCUACGUACCAGCCAUGAGUGACGAGACCAUCAUCGUCGAGAACCAGGGUACCAUUUUCCUGGCUGGCCCCCCGCUUGUCAAGGCUGCCACGGGCGAGGUCGUUUCAGCCGAGGAUCUGGGCGGUGGUCAGUUGCACUCUUCCAUCUCCGGAGUAACGGACUACCUGGCCGUCGAUGAUGCCCAUGCUCUCGUUCUUGCGCGCCGUUCUGUCGCAAACUUGAACUACCCCGCGACCAAUCUUCCUCUGCAGCUCGAGGAUGCCGUCAAAGAACCAAUCUACGACCCCGCCGAGUUGAACGGUAUUGUCGGAACCAACCUCCGUCGCCAGAUCCCCGCCCACGAGGUCAUUGCGCGUAUCGUCGAUGGCAGUGAGUUCGCUGAGUUCAAGCGUGAUUACGGCACAACACUGGUCACAGGCUUUGCAAAGAUCCACGGCCACCGCGUCGGCAUCGUGGCCAACAAUGGAAUCCUAUUCUCCGAGUCCUCGCUGAAGGGUGCUCACUUCAUUGAGCUGUGUGCCCAGAGACGGAUCCCGCUCGUCUUCCUGCAGAAUAUCUCAGGCUUCAUGGUUGGCGCUGAUGCCGAGAAGGGCGGUAUCGCUAAGAACGGUGCUAAGCUUGUGACAGCCGUUGCCUGCGCUGAUGUCCCCAAGUUCACUGUUGUCUUCGGUUCCAGUGCCGGUGCUGGUAACUACGGAAUGUGCGGCCGUGCCUAUUCUCCACGGCUAAUGUUCAUGUGGCCGAAUGCUAAGAUCGGCGUCAUGGGUUCCGAGCAGCUCUCCUCUGUCAUGGAGGCUGUUGGCAAAUCGGCUGAUCCAGCUCUCAAAGCUCGUAUCGAUCAUGAGUCCGAGGCUGUCUUCUCGUCUGCCCGUUUAUGGGAUGAUGGUGUCAUCCCGCCUGCGCAGACGAGGAAGAUGCUGGGAUUAGGGUUGGCAGCUGCUGUCGGAGGAAAGGCAGAGCCGGAUAUCCAGACCAGGUUCGGUGUGUUCCGAAUGUAGAGCAGGAUUGAUAUACUAGCAUAGAAUUCUUGGAAUGAACUUAUGGCGUUUUAUCGAAUCUAUGACUUGUACUAUUUCGCAUAACCCAGUACAAAAGGGCAGA